This is a messenger RNA of Tetranychus urticae (two-spotted spider mite), 2898 nucleotides long. RefSeq lists its product as uncharacterized. Lineage: Eukaryota; Metazoa; Arthropoda; Arachnida; Trombidiformes; Tetranychidae. The record is from RefSeq and is a predicted model, not a curated record.
UUUUAGGUUCAGGCUUUGUUUACACUUUUGGUUCUGCUUUAAGCUAUUGUCCUAUUGUAUUUACCUUUUACCGAUUGAAUUAUCGUUAAUAUCUUCGUUAUAUUUUAACGAAUUCAAUCCCUACAAUCAUUAAUUAGAGAUCUAUAUCAAGUAAAAACCGUAAAGUUAUCCUAUUGAGUUAUUUUAAUUGUUAUAGUGACCUGAAAUUCUGUACCUUGUUAAUGAUAAUGCUUUGACCCUUGGUAAGGAUAACUUAUUUUAUCACAUUACAUUUGUGGUUGUGUCCUGUAGCUAUUAACAUGUAUGCCCUCAACGUUCAGCCAUCGGAAGCUUUUCAAGCUAUGACCCUUCAUCAGCGACUCUAUUUUGUCACCGCUUAUUAUAAGGCGAAAAAAAAUCUCGAAGGAGCCAUUGCAAUUCUUAGAGAGGAAUAUCCUGAUAUAGUAUUGCCGACAAAUCGAGAAUUACUUCUAUUAGUUUCUGAAUUUGAAGCCACUGGUACACUUGAGUUGAAAUAAUAUCUCAUGGACUACCUUUAAUGAUUAUAUUGCUUUGAUCGAUUGCUGAUUUCCGUUUGUUUAAACCUAAUUACAAAUGCCAAAUGCACGAAAGAUGAAGAAAUCACCAUUAUAAACAAGUGAUCAAUAGUGCAUUGAAUUUAUCGAUUUGGAAUCAUCUUUGGGAAACUUAAUCCUGGAAAAAUUAGCCCAACUGAAUAUUUAUUUGCGAGUGAUUGGAAAUCGAGAUUUAAUUUUGAUUUUUUUCAGCCAAAUGCUUAGCGACAUCCAACAAGCGACAUAUUUAAUUUAUCCUGUUAAUUUCAUUUCUCUAUUGUCUCGCACCUUCUUGAAUAAUUCUGUCAACUCAUGAUUUUGCUAUCAUUCCCAUUACUCGUCUUAUAAGUUGCUAUGCAAGAUAACAUAGUACUAGUCAAUAAUAAGUAACAAUAUUAACCAAAUUGUGAAAAAAUUACCUCUUCUAAACUUGAUUACUCACCUUGUCCAAUGUCUUAUUAUAAUUUACUUGGUACAAUUUAAAGAUUCCAAUUUGUGGAUGAUUGAUUUGAUUGUAUAACAUAUUACUCGAACAUUUAUUGGUUUACUUAUCGACUUCAUUCCAGAUUUCAAAUAACCACAUUUCUGCUAUAAAACAAAAGUCAACAAAAAUGAAUUAGAAUAAAUUAAAAUUAAAAUAGAUUUGAUUAGCUUUCCAUUUUUUUGCCAUCUGGUUACCAAUAGUUACAGCUUUGGGGAUGAAAUUUUUAGCUUUUCUUGCCUUUGUUUACACUUUUUUAUAUGUGCUUUAAGGUAUUGUCACAACUCAAUGGCUGUUACUAUUAUUAAUCAUUUGACCGAUUAAACCAUCAUUAAUAUCUUUGUUAUAAUUUUAUCAAGUUAAACCCUUUCAAUCAUUGAUUGAAAAUCUGUGUCAAAAACAAUCGUAAAGUUACUCUAUUGAAUUAUUUUCAUGCUUGGUUUAAACUCAACUUCUGCUUUAAGCCUCUGUCUACUCAUAAAUGUAAAGAUAAUAUAGCUUGAACUCGAACCUUAAUCAUCAUUAAAUCGUUGAAAAACGACCAGUGUGGCUCUAUUUGAUUGGAUAAGCUCAAUCCACUCUUAAAUCUAGCUUACUUUCAAUUUAAAUUACAACGCAAUUAAAGAACUAUAAUCACUAUAUUCACUCAAAGACCCCUUCAAGCGCAAGAUAGGAAUUUUUCUUGUGAUUUUUUACACCUAAAGUGAACGCAACUUUACAAUGUCAGUGGAUUUGUGUGAUGUUAAAUAUGGAACUUGGGCAGAGACAGGUGAUGGUGUUACUUAUAUCAUGCCGAAUCCUGAUAGAAUCAGAUCUGGUCCAGAAAGAGGUACAACAACACGCUCAUGUGCUCCUAGUGGCACUAAAGAUAUAGAAUUUCGAUUCAUGGUUCCAAUUGAUAUUCGGGCUAUAAAUUUAAAAUUUACCAUCGACGGUAUAUCACAGUCUGCGCUGAAUUUGAAACAUUGUGGUUUAAAAAUCUUAACGUGGCAUAUUCCAGUCGGUGAAACCAGUGUUUAUCCCAAUAGAAUUUUUCGCACUUUUGUUUUAACCAGAUCAAAUGUUUUGAUAACUAAUGACGGUUAUCAAAUUAGUGAAUCAAUGCGAAAAAGUGGUUUCCACAUGGAUCCUUGUUAUCCCAUGGAAGGAGCAGAAACUGCACAAAUCUUACCUGAACAUCAACCAAAUUGUUUGAAUGUUGAUAAAUUAAAAAUCAAAUUGACCCGUUUACCUGAAAGGAGCAGAGUAGAUUUUAACAAAAUUGUCAUUUUAGGGCAACCAUCAUCGAUUGCAUUCAAUGAUAAUCGCUUCAAGACACUAACAGCUCGAAUGCUUAGCUUCAAACCUGAAGUUCCAAAAACUCCUAUCAAAAGGCCACCCAGGCAUACAUUUUCUGGUUGUCAUGGACCUGCUAAUACUUCAAGAGGUAUGCGUAUGGUUGAAGCAACACGCCGACGUGAAGAGUUCAAUAUGCCACCAGAAUUUCUCGAUCCUUUUACCAAUGAAUUAAUGGAAUGUCCAAUGAUUAUGCCUUGCGGAAAAUCAGUUGAUAAAGCAUAUCUACAAAAGUAUCUUAGAUUAGAAAGAAAAUGGUCUAGAAAUCCAAACGAUCCUUUCACUGGAAAACCUUUCACUCGUAAUGAUCCAAACAACUCUCCUAAACCAAAUCAAAGUCUGAAAAUUAAAAUUGAUACUUGGUGUUUAAAAUCUAUGUUUGGUGAAAUUCCUGCUUGGUAUAAGUAUAAAAGCUGAUUACCCAUCAAUUACUUAAUGAUUCCAAGUUAAACAUCAUUUCAAUGUGUCCGAUUUUUUUGUCAAUAUUUUCCUUUUAUCUUCAUUACAAUACAUCUAACUUAAACUUUA